Penicillium robsamsonii is the source of this 1599-nucleotide messenger RNA. RefSeq names its product arylsulfotransferase family protein. NCBI's taxonomy places the organism in Eukaryota, Fungi, Ascomycota, Eurotiomycetes, Eurotiales, Aspergillaceae. The record is from RefSeq and is a predicted model, not a curated record. The coding region runs from base 1 to 1599 and encodes 532 amino acids. The transcript has 3 exons.
AUGAAGCUCCUUGAAGCCGUCGCCUGCACCGUAGCGCUGUUGCCACUCGCUGCGGCAGACUGGCAAUUCAAAUCUCGAACCGACCUGGCCCCGCCUCGUCUGAACAUCACCAUCCCGGCCACAAAGGAUGUCGAGAAAGGUUACCUCUUCAUCGCGCCUUUCCCCGGUCAAUGGGCUGAGCCGCAGUUCCAUGGUCCGCGCCAAGAAGCUCCGUAUAUCGUUCGCGAUGACGGUGAGCUCGUCUGGUCGGGCUAUACCUACUUCUCCAUUUGGGCCACCAACUUCCAGAAGGCCAGAUGGAAUGGUCGGGAUGUGCUGUUCAGCUUUGAAGGUGAUCAUAACCCGGCCUAUGGACAUGGUCAUGGUCAUGCUACCAUUCUGAAUCAGAAAUAUGAGACGAUUCGGGAGCUCCGCGCGGGAAACCAUAAGCUUAUGGAUAAGCAUGAAUUCCAUGUUAUCGAUGAGAAGACUGCAUUGCUUCAGGUCUAUCAGCCUGUGCCGAAGGAUCUGUCUCGCUGGGGUGCUAGCCCUGAGCAACAGUGGAUUGUCGAUGCUAUAUUCCAGGAGUUGGACCUUCAGACUGGAGAACUGCUAUUUGAGUGGUCUAGCUUGGAGCAUGUAUCUCCUGAUGAGGCGGUCCUCCCUCUCAACCCCGGUCAAGCAGGUGCAGGCUACAACUCAUCCGACGCAUGGGACUACUUCCAUAUUAACUCUGUGGACAAGGAUGUCGAAGGCAACUACCUGAUUUCCGCUCGGGAUGCUUGUGCAGUCCACAAGGUCAAUGGUACCACUGGAGAGAUCAUCUGGCGACUGGGUGGUUUACGCUCGGACUUUGAACUCGGACCCAACGUCAGGUUCUGCUUCCAGCAUCACGCACGCUUCGUCGAGCAGGGUGACAAUGAAGAAAUUAUCUCUCUUUUCGAUAACUCCGCUCAUGGAACAGAGAACCACGGCGGCAAAGAGGUCCACACUCAUCCUUUCUCACAGGGCAAGGUCAUUUCCGUCAACACUGUCACCUGGACUGCGGACAUUGUUCAAGCUUUCCAGCCUCCCGACGGACUUCUCGCCAAAUCUCAAGGCAGCACCCAGCUUUUGCCCAACAACAAUGCCCUGGUCAAUUGGGGCUCCGAAGGAGCUGUGACCGAGUUCCGGGCGGACGGUACCCCGAUUUUCCACGCUUAUAUGGACUCAGGACGGUUGGGCGAGGGUGUCCAGAAUUAUCGAGCAUUCCGAUACAACUGGACUGGCCUACCCACAGAAGAACCCGCUAUUGUAGCCGAGAAGACCUCCUCGGGUACCGGAAUUUUUGUUUCGUGGAACGGUGACACCGAGACGGCGGUCUGGCGAUUCUAUGCUGUUACAGAUGGAUUUGGGUCCCGGGAAUUCUUGGGCGAAGCUACACGCGAUGGAUUCGAAACUUCCUUUUUCCUGGCUAGUCACUCGUACCAGAGAUUGACAGCUGAGGCUGUCUCGGCCCGUGGCUGUGUUUUGAGUACUACUCGGGUUACUCAUGUCCAAAAUGCGGUGGUUCCCCCCGGUACUAUUAUUGCAGGAUCUGAUGACCGUAGCUCGUGGAGACAGUUGAUCUUGCAGGCAUAG